UUUCUUUCACCAAUUUUCAUUCCCAAACUGUUAACUCAACCCACAACAGUUUCACUACUUUAAACUUUAUACACAGACACUCCUCUUCAACCAUGGAGUUCAAAACCGCAUCCAUGUUCUGGGCAGUAUUAGCUUCGUUUCUCUCCAUUUUCCUCCUCCGUUGUGUCCUCAAAUUCUUCUCUUUCAGUGCCAUCAAACUCCCUCUCCCACCCGGCACUCUGGGCUGGCCUUACAUUGGCGAAACCUUCCAGCUUUACUCUCAGAACCCAAACGUUUUCUUCGCCUCCAAAGUCAAGAAGUAUGGUUCGAUAUUCAAGACUCAUAUUUUGGGGUGUCGUUGUGUGAUGAUUUCCAGCCCGGAAGUGGCGAAGCUUGUGCUGCUAACAAAAGCUCAUCUCUUCAAGCCUACAUUCCCAGCUAGCAAAGAGAGGAUGUUAGGGAAACAGGCCAUAUUUUUCCACCAGGGAGACUACCAUGCCAAGCUCAGGAAGCUUGUGCUCCGGGCAUUCAUGCCGGAGGCCAUAAAAGCCAUCGUCCCCGACGUCGAAACCAUCGCGAAAGCCACCUUAGAGUCGUUCGAAGGACGAUUGAUCAACACUUACCAAGAAAUGAAAACAUACACCUUCAAUGUGGCAUUGCUUUCGAUAUUCGGAAAGGACGAGGUUCUGUACAGGGAGGAUCUGAAGAGGUGUUACUACAUUCUUGAAAAGGGGUACAAUUCCAUGCCGGUGAACCUCCCCGGAACGCUCUUCCACAAGGCCAUGAAAGCCCGGCGGGAGCUGGCGCAGAUCCUGGCCCAAAUCCUCGCCACCCGCCGCCAAAGCGGCGAAACCCACAACGACUUGCUGGGAUCUUUCAUGGGCGCCAAGGAAAGCCUAACCGACGACCAGAUUGCCGACAACAUCAUCGGAGUCAUUUUCGCCGCCCGCGACACCACCGCCAGUGUCAUCACCUGGGUCGUCAAGUACCUCGCGGAAAACCCCAGCGUCCUACAAGCUGUCACAGAAGAGCAAGAAGGGAUUUUGAGAUCAAAAGAGGAGAGUGGAGAAGACAAGAUUCUGAACUGGGCAGAUUCCAAGAAGAUGCCAAUCACUACAAGAGUGAUUCAAGAAACACUCAGAGUGGCUUCAAUCUUAUCCUUUACUUUCAGAGAAGCUGUUGAAGAUGUUGAGUUACAAGGCUAUCUGAUCCCAAAAGGGUGGAAAGUUUUGCCCCUCUUCAGAAACAUUCAUCACAGCCCAGAAAACUUCCCAGAGCCAGAGAAGUUUGAUCCUUCAAGAUUUGAGGUGGCUCCAAAGCCCAAUACUUUCAUGCCAUUUGGCAAUGGGACCCACGCAUGCCCCGGGAAUGAACUAGCCAAGCUGGAAAUUUUGGUCCUUGUACACCAUCUCACCACAAAGUACAGGUGGUCUGUGGUGGGCCCACAGCAUGGAAUACAGUAUGGGCCCUUCGCCCUUCCCCAGAACGGCUUGCCCAUCCGACUCUAUCCCAAAACAUCACAACAAAAGUGAGAUGAUGAAGAAGAAGAAUGGAUGGUCAUGAUUAUCAGUUUAAUAUCAAGUUGAUGACUCAAUAAUUAUCUAUCCAAAUGAUCAGAUAAAACCCAUUUCAAGAAUCCCGUAUAUGUUGAAGAUCAACAAAGAAAAAUAUAUUUCAAGAGGGAUAUAUAAUUAACCCGCAAUGAAGAACAAAAUAUUGGUGAAAGAUGAGAAGUAGAACAAAGGAAAGAGAUGAGAAAAAGCGAUAGGGAGAGCAAAGUGUAUAUAGAUGGAGAUGGAGUUUCCACAUUCAUUAUUUUGAUAGCUAACAAGAAGAGAAGAGAAACCCAGCUGAUCAGGAUGAAAGUAGCGUAGUAGUAAUUAGCUAGCAAGCAAAAAUAUUAUUCCAUUUUGUCUUCUUCUUUUUUUUUUAAUUUGUUUCUUGUUUGUUAAAUCUUUUUUUUUUUUUUUUUAAUGUAUUUGAAGUCCGCAAGGCAAAUUAAAUCAAUGAAAAAUAGUAUUAUUUAUU
This is a messenger RNA of Ipomoea nil (Japanese morning glory), 2007 nucleotides long. Its product is annotated as abscisic acid 8'-hydroxylase 1-like. The coding region runs from base 93 to 1511 and encodes 472 amino acids. The record is from RefSeq and is a predicted model, not a curated record. Gene Ontology annotation, molecular function: heme binding; iron ion binding; oxidoreductase activity, acting on paired donors, with incorporation or reduction of molecular oxygen, NAD(P)H as one donor, and incorporation of one atom of oxygen. Lineage: Eukaryota; Viridiplantae; Streptophyta; Magnoliopsida; Solanales; Convolvulaceae. Gene Ontology annotation, biological process: abscisic acid metabolic process; sterol metabolic process. The transcript is spliced from 7 exons.